This is a messenger RNA of Trypanosoma grayi, 1089 nucleotides long. RefSeq lists its product as hypothetical. The transcript has a single exon. The coding region runs from base 1 to 1089 and encodes 362 amino acids. The record is from RefSeq and is a predicted model, not a curated record. Lineage: Eukaryota; Euglenozoa; Kinetoplastea; Trypanosomatida; Trypanosomatidae.
AUGGUUGUGUCAGACCGCUUUGGCACACGCGGCGGCGACGACAGACAGCAGAGGCGAGUGAAGAGUGCGUCUAGUGUGGCAUCUUUCUCGGCGAAUGCUUGGAGCAACCCGCGAGGGUCAGGGUCUGAAUCUGCCGAAGCAGCAGCAGUGGAGGUGAAGCGUGAUGCUACGCCUGACGCUGUCUCAGCAGUACGCAGAAGCACCGGUGGUGUGGCAAUGACGGACGCUGUUCUGCCGCGGUCCUCGCCACCGCCGCGGCCAAAGCAGUCAGCGACGGUCCCUCUCACCACUGCCUCAUCAAUCCCUAGCCGUACUGCUGCUGUGUGGACAGGGGGGCGCCGUCGCGUUGACGUUGACCAGCUGCGCCAGCGGCUCGCCAGCUGUGAUGUCGCUAAUAUGUCGCUCUUGGAUUCGCGUGGGUGGGCAAACUCACCGUCGGUAGCGACGCCUCUGGAGAAGGAGAAUUGUGUUCCUGGCACCGCGAAGGUGGGCGUGCAUGCCACAGACCCAUGCUCGGAAGCAUACUAUGCGCGCUACGACGCGGAGGUGAAUCGCCGCUACAAUGAGUCUCGCGCCUCGCGUGGGUGGGAGCCUGAUGCUACAAUAGAACCGUCAUCAUCGUCGUCCCCCUCACCGAAGGUUCCACAGCAGGGUGGCGUGCAACGCAUCCUUGCCCCCGUUGCGGCAAAUCUGCCACAGCAGAUGUUUCUGCCGCCGGGUGAAGAAGUGUCUCCACACAGCAACAGCAACGUGUCCACUGUUGCUGUUGUACGCCACUGGUACCACGACGGGGAUGACAAUGCUGAGGGACGCAGCACGCAAGGCAGAAUCAUUGCGGUAGAUGCUGUCCGACUGUCUCAAAAGGAACCUAUUUGUGCGCCACCACUGCCAUUGCUGUUAUCGCCACCGCCACUACAGCAUCAAACAACCAGGUUGCGUGGACGGCCGUUGCCGCCGCAAUCGCCCUCGCGGCGGGCAAUCUCCCGCGUGCAGCAAGGUCAGCCCCGGCAUGUCGAACCCGUCGUCCCCCGCACGAGAGCGCCGCCAACUCCGCCCGGGCGUUGCGUGGUGGAUUCGCUCGCCAAAUGA